UCUAUCCAUCUAUCCAUCUAUCCAUCUAUCCAUCUCUACCUCUAUUCAAACAAUGCCUCCCAUCUAUUACCUCAAUCCGCCACCAAAUCCCUUCUGGGACUUUGUGGCCGGUCUCGAAGACCACCCUUUCUUCGCUCAACGUGGCCAAAACGUUCCUCCUCCAGCUAGACCUCAACGACCUGGCGGAGAACAAACUCGACCACCACCGGAUACAGCCUCUGCUGCCGCGGCGGAGGCGAGUGGCAAUGCCAAAAGCAAGCAAGCCGAUGUGAAUGUCGAGGAUCCACCAGAAGUUGAUCCCUCUACCGUCCGAUCCGAACAAGGCAUGCCGUUCCGUGGCCGUGGACGAUUUGAAAAAGCCUUCCAGGCCGAAAACAGCAACGAAACCAACGACAACAAUGGCUGCCCUGGCCGUGCUAAGAACCGUCACGGUCGACCUCAUCAUCACCAUCACCACCAUCGUCGCCACGGCAAAGGUCGACGCCGCAGUCGAAGCUCUUCCUCGAGCUCAAGUUCUUGUUCCAGCUCCAGCGACACCGACAGAAACAAAGACAACAACCCCAACACCAACACCAACUGGACCCCUUUCGGUGGCAGGUGGUGGCGUAACCGAGGGCCACCUGGAGGCCCUUGGAGAAACGGUCCUACUUUCGGUCCUCCACCAUUCAUGGCUGCGGGCAGCAGGGGUCCCAUUCCAGGAUAUCCUGGCGGUCCAGGUGGAUUUAUGGGCAUGGGCAUGGGAAUGGGAAGGGGCAUGGGCGGCGGUCCUCGCGGUGGCCGAGGAGGACAUCAUCAUCACCCUCAUGGUCCCCAUCCGCAUGGUCCCCACUCACGAGGUGACCCCCCAUUUGAUCCUCACCACGGUCGCACUGGAGGGUUCGACUUGAACGCCUUCCUCAACAAUCUGGGAGAACGUAUUGGCGUCGAUCUUUCCACGGCCGCUGAAGGCUUGGGUCUCAAGUCGCCCCAGUCGGGAGACACCGACUUCGAACCAAGAACUGACAUUUUCGAAACCGAGAACGAGUAUGUUAUGCACCUCUCACUUCCUGGCGCCAAGAAGACCGACUUGGGCGUCGAGUAUGACGGUGAACACUCGGCCCUCCGGAUCACUGGCGUCGUUCACAGACCCGGUGUCGACGAGGAGAUGAUGACCAAGUUGGUUGUGGACGGCAGAAAGCGUGAGACGGGAGUUUUCGAAAAGAACAUCCGCCUCGGAACUCCCAGAGACCCCGCCAAGGUCGACGUCCAAGGCAUUACCGCAAAAAUGGUCGACGGUGUCCUCGUCGUCCGCGUGCCAAAGGUCGACAAAGCCUUUGAGCGCAAAUCGGUCAACGUCGCCUCGUCCUCGCCGGAGAUUCCAGUCGAGAAUCCCGAGGAUAUCUACAACAACGACAACGAGAGAGAUCUUCUUUUUGACGCCGAGGAACAACAAGGGGAAGAUGACCAAAUGAUGCAAGACGCGUACACGGACCUACCAAACUCCCCCCCUGUCCAGCCAUACCCUGCCAAGGCAUCCAUGAGUAGUAGCAACGAUGCCAACGGCAAGCGCAAGGAAGCCGAGGCGGAACGCGAACGUUCUACGACUUUGGACUUUGAACACCCAAACGAGACGGUCGAGACUCUACCUCGUUACGAGGCCGAGGCUACUACUACCGACGCUCAUGAAGGAAAAGAAGAACAUAUGAGUGAUUGGGAAAAAGAAGGGUCGGACGAUGAAGGCGAGUACGUCAAGAUCAACGUCGACUAAUAACAACAACGACGACGACGACACAUUUUACGGAAACCAAAACCCCACGCAAGGUUUAAGGAAGGAAUGAAAGGAUAUGUAGGGCAAUUUCUUGGGAAUGGGUUUUUCCUCUCUUUUUCGAGGGACGUCUUGGAGUGUUCUCAUUUCAGCACAAGAAAACAAAAGUGCAAGUGCAAAUGCAAGUAAUAUAUACGAAAGUUCAUGUGUCACCACAAAGAUCAUGAUCUACGGUGUCGAGCUGUUGGCCGUACAGGCAAAAAAAAUAGUAUAUAAAAUACAAACAAACCAAAAAAACAACAACGGCAGGGCAUGAUGGCCCUCGCUGAAUUACAAACACUCAGUCAUAUACAUACACAUAAUCAA
Molecule: messenger RNA, 2110 nt
Organism: Exophiala oligosperma
Lineage: Eukaryota; Fungi; Ascomycota; Eurotiomycetes; Chaetothyriales; Herpotrichiellaceae
Exons: 1
Coding region: 53-1747 (564 amino acids)
Biological process (GO): protein complex oligomerization; protein folding; response to salt stress
Source: RefSeq, a predicted model, not a curated record